UUACAUUAUAUAGAUUGGGAGAAAAUCGCCACCGGAACUCUGGGUUCCCAUGAUGCGCUGCUCCGACAGGGACGGAAGGAAAGGCAGAGUUGACUGUCUUGUUUAUAGAAGAUGUUUGACACAGAGUCGUGUGUUUUUAUUUCUUUCUUCCUCUAAACAGCUUCACAAAAAAAACCCAAAAACAAACAAAAAACAGUAGGCAUAAUUAUCCAUCGUAAGUUUAAAAAAAAUGACAUUCGAUGUUUUUUAUUUAAAUGCUUCUGCAAGGCGUGGACGACUCAAUAAUAAUAAGUUGCAUUUUUAAUUCAUGUUUAGUUGCGACGCACGGGUGUGGCAGAGCCUUUGCUUGUUAAAUGGACAAACACGCUAAAAGGCACCGGGGAAAUCAAUCGAUAAUAAGCUACUAAACAGAAUCCCGUGUGCUGCCAUGGACAGUGUGAAGAUGGAAUCUGUCCAGAUUAAAGAGGAGUUCCCUGAACUUGAACCUGUCCCCAUUAUAGUGGAGUUCUCUGGGCUGGCUUCCCUCCCCAUUAAACAGGAGCUCUGUGAGAUGCAAUGUGACAGCAGUCAGCCAGAGGUCUCUGAGAUUAAAGCUGAGCACAAUGAAUUGGAGAUCCCCCAGACAGAAGAACCCCUUCCUGUUAAACAAGAAGAGGUGCUGGAAACUGACCGUAUUAAACAGGAGCUCCCUGAAGUAGAGUUUGACCACAUGGAACCAGUGAAGGAAGAAUCCGAGGACUUCAAACCAGACAUCCCUGAGCUGGAGCUUGUAUGCCUGCGGGAGUGUAGCGUGGUGCUGGAGAGAAUCUGCGUGAGAGAGCAAGGCACUGGAGAGGAAGGCUCUCCCAACAGCACACAAGGAGGUGGAAAGGAAGAUGGGCGCUCCCAUUCAGAAUGCAGUCUAGCAGGUUCCAGUCCAACAGCUAAAGUGAGGGCGGGCGGUGGAGAAUAUCCUGACUGUGGGAAAGAUUUCAUCCAGUUAGGACAUUUAAAAAUACACCAACAAACUCACACAGGAAAGAAACAGUAUCGCUGCUCUGACUGUGGGAUGAGUUUCAGAGAUUCAGGAACCCUGAAAACACACCAGCGAAUUCAUACAGGCGAGAAACCGUAUUGUUGCUCUGACUGUGGGAAGAGUUUCAGUCGCUCAGGAAACCUGAAAACACACCAGCGAACUCACACAGGAGACAAACCGUAUCGCUGCUCUGAUUGUGGGAAGAGUUUCAGUCAGUCAGGAACCCUGAAAACACACCAGCAAACUCACAGAGAGAAACUGUAUUGCUGCUCUGACUGUGGCAAGAGUUUCAGUCACUCAGGAAACCUGAAAACACACCAGCGAACUCACACAGGAGAGAAACCGUAUCGCUGUUCUGACUGUGGGAAGAGUUUCAGUCAGUCAGGAACCCUGAAAGCACACCAGCGAACUCAUACAGGAGAGAAACCUUAUCAUUGCUUUGAUUGUGGGAAGAGUUUCAGUUUUUCAGGCGACCUAAAAAAACACCAGCGAAUUCACACAGGAGAGAAACCGUAUCGCUGCUCUGACUGUGGGAAGAUUUUCAGUCAGUCAGGAGACAUGAAACAUCACCAGCGAAUUCACACAGGAGAGAAACCGUAUCGCUGCUCUGACUGUGGGAAGAGUUUCCGUGUUAAAAACAAACUUAAAAUACAUCAGCGAAUUCACAGCAUGGGCGGAGGUAGGAGGUGGCAGUGGGGGGUGACAUUUCCCCUCCAAACUGUCCACAUAUCACCAAAUGACAAACGUUUUCAGUAAUCUUACACAUAGAAAAUCCACCAUCUCUUUCAUAAACACUUUUCUGCGCACCCGAUGGCAACAUCUGCCUGCGCUCUCCGCUUUAGGUAUCGCCCCUCACACCAGGCAUCACCAGAUUCGAGGCUGGCGGGGUCAGCUUCUAGCAGCACCUGCACAAGCUACUGCAACAACACACAACCGUUUUGUGAGAGAGUUACUGAGCUUUGGCUAAUUUUAAAACUGUGAACUUCAACAUGUUUCAAGCUGUAUCUCGGCUAAGAAAAUUACUAUUAGCCUAAAUGUGAUCGAGGAUAAAAUGGACAGUUCAGUGAAACUGGUUUGCUUCAUGACUCAUGUUAGCGUUUGCUGCUCAACAUGACAAAGACUUAAGUAACAGCUGUUGAGUCAGAUUGGGUCAUAAUAUCAUUCUGUUUAUGAAGUUAACAGAAAUUGAAUAUACGGGGGUGGGGGGGGGGUCCUAAGCCAUUCUCUGUGCCUGCUUGGUUUCUUGUCACGAACCCCCACACUGACAGAGAAUGGACAAGUGGUUUAUCUUUACCAUCGUUGAAUAGAUCCUGUGACGCCAGCAGUGUCUUUCAAAAGGUAAAAACCAGGUGGUUUUGAACGUUUUGACACCAUGAACAGAGAACGGUCCACCUCAUAAAUCCAUCUGACAGGGGCAAAACAGAGGAACAAUUGAGAACACUGGGCCGUCUCGGAAUGAGAACAGCCAAUGGGAAAACACCCCACGUGGACUCGGGCACAGCCCCAAAUAAACAAACUAUCCAAUCACCGGGGUGAAAAGAGGAUUAGAAAAGGACGAGUGCAGCUUUCAAUCAGUGCUCCUGACACACAGAACAAGGCUCUGAACUUUGACAAUCUGAAGACACACAGUCUGCGAUCAGCUUGAACAGAGAUACCGUUUUCAGAAACUCUGAUACGAGAUAACAAACCCAGUGUUUGCCUUGGUGUGGGAGUCCACCGCGUAAGAGGUCUAAAAUCCUAAAAAUCUCUGACUUAGCCCUGAUUGAUCACCGGAGGAAUGUAGUUGGACAUUUCAUUUUGAAGUCUACAGAGAUUGAAAUAUAUCCAGUCUGUCAUUAAGCUAGCAGUGCCGGAGUUUGCAGUGGAAUAUCCCAGACAUAACUGCAUGAAGAGUGCACUUAUUGGUGGAGGAUUUGCUGUUUCAGUGGAAUACCUAAAUAGUUAAUGACUCUUGUUUUUGCAAAAACAUUUCUUUCGUCCCUGGAAUUUGAACUUCCCUUGCCUGCAGGAGAGCCUUUGAGCGCCUGUUUUGUUCAGACCCGGAUCGGCUGGAAGAGGCAGCGAAAGUCUGUCAAUGAGUAGUGUUUUUAUCCUCUUAUGAACUCGAGAAUAAGCAGACCUUAAAGUAAAAUUAACGUUUUGUUUUAUGUAAAAUGUAAGAAGUAUUAUUGCUUUCAAUUAAUGCUUUGAGUUAAUAAACACUAUAGUAUUUGUUUGUAUGUGAUUUAUACAAAUUGAUGUGAGUUUUACAAGGCAAUUAUCAUUCUGCGUUUAAAGCUAGAAUCCAAAUUAGCUGUCUUGAUAAUAGAUCAUUCUUGUCAGGUUGUCUGGAUGCAAAGAGCGUCUUUAUCUCACAAGAGUGAGAAUUGCCUUCUGAGCCAAAACAUCUAUAUGAGACUGAUUUAACGAUGCUCUGAUUAUCAAAUAUUAACGAAAGUAAAUAUUUGUGUUACUAACGAUACCCCUAUUAAGAGUAACCUUCGUCUUAUGUAACUGUCAGGAAUGCGGUUGUAACCUUUAAAAGGAAUCUGCCAUAGAUUCCUCUGGAUCGCUAAUCUGCUGUUGGGAGUGUGGUGUCGUAUUUUACAUGUUCCUUUCUGUACUGCUUAGUUUAGUUCAUUGUUUCUUUCUGUAUUCCUUUAGUUUAGUUGUUGCACCUUUUAUUUUUUUCCUUUAUUUGAUUUUAUUAAUAAUAAAACUGUUCCUUUGUAUUCAGUAGAA
Acipenser ruthenus (sterlet) is the source of this 3736-nucleotide messenger RNA. RefSeq names its product zinc finger protein OZF-like. NCBI's taxonomy places the organism in Eukaryota, Metazoa, Chordata, Actinopteri, Acipenseriformes, Acipenseridae. Gene Ontology annotation, biological process: central nervous system development; regulation of transcription by RNA polymerase II. The record is from RefSeq and is a predicted model, not a curated record. Gene Ontology annotation, molecular function: DNA-binding transcription factor activity, RNA polymerase II-specific; RNA polymerase II cis-regulatory region sequence-specific DNA binding. Bases 428 to 1771 code for a protein of 447 amino acids. The transcript has 3 exons. Gene Ontology annotation, cellular component: nucleus.